Messenger RNA from Moneuplotes crassus, 2058 nucleotides. The record is from the annotation of a GenBank genome assembly. Lineage: Eukaryota; Ciliophora; Spirotrichea; Euplotida; Euplotidae.
GUCAUAAGUUAAGAGCGGAAGAUAUAGAAGUGAUGGGCGCUUCAGAAGUAGCACUCUGAUGUGCAGUAGAGUCAGUCCAAGAAGCUUUAAAGCAAACAGAAGGGGUUAUUUAUGAUAGAUAUAUCAAGGAAAUGGCAAAACCAUACUCGUUAGAGUUUAUAGGCAUCCAUUUAUGUGAACUAGUACUACUAGGGCAAGUAAGAUAUGAUAAGAUAGCCUCGAAAAUGGGGGAUUAUGAGUAUGAGUCUAUUGAAGAACCUAUCAGACCGAAAAUUGAUAGAUGGGUAUCAAGAAACUGACCUGUUCAGAAAGUGGAUAAAAUAGAAUACUCUGAUUUUGAUAUUGAUGAGCUCAAUAUGUUUCAACUAGAUAUUCUUGCAGGAGUCACUCACAGUCAUGAGAAAGGAAACUCUUUCAUCGACGCUUCUACUAUUAGUAAGAAAAGUGGGAAGAACUCUUUAAAAUCCAAAUCAACUAUGAAAUUUAAACAUAAAAAACUGUUCAAAAGGGUUGAAUCUAAGGAAGAAAAGGUAAAUGGAGGUGACCUUGACUUAAAGAAUGAGCCAGCACAUCCUCAAUUUCCUUUAGAAGACCUUGCACCUCCUGAAGUUUCAAUAGAAGAGAAACGUUUGAGGGAUAGAAAGGAUAAACAAGAGGUAAAUCAACUUAAAUAAGGAACAAGAAUUAGCAGAGAGAAAGAAAAGAGAACAAGAGCUUAAAUAAGGCUCUUCAAAGAUCUGAACACACAACUGAUUUUAAGAACAAGAAGAUAACCUAUGACCAUCAUGGGAAAGUACUUAUGAUCAAGAAAGUUCCUGAGAAUAGACUUGUCAAGAAAGUUGAACCAGGAAUCAUCAUUGAUCCUGAAAAUCAAAGCGAUAAGAAGCAUAAGAAAACCAAAAAGAAGAGACCAAGACCGAUAGAUUCCUCCCUGUUCCUUAAAAGAACUCAUAAUUCAGAAACAACGUUCAUGGGGACACUUCAGGAUUGUGCCCCUGAUCCUUCUGAUGCAAUUCAGCUCGAGCCUGGUGUCAGCAUUGAAACAAACGGGAGAUUUAUAUCUGGUCCAGAAUUCGAGAAAACAAAUAGAAUGACUUUGAAUGAUUAUUACAUCCUUUGCCAAAAUAACAACGCGGACAAGGUGAGGUAUGAGAAAACAGGAAACGACUCACAGUCCAAAAUUCCUGGGGACAAAGGAGAAGAUUUCAUUUCUCAAGCAAGUGAUAGUAUCUUCAACCCAAAAGAAGGGAACUUGCUUGACGUCCAGAAGCUAAGGGCAAGCUCAACUUCGAAGAAAAGGCCUAAAACAGGACGAAAAUUAAUCACUAAAAUAACUGGGAACUUGGCUAAAGCUAAAAUACUGCAGGAAGAAGUAGUUGAAAAGAGGGUCAACUUUAAUGCUUCAAAGAAAAACAGCACUAUUUUCACGAAUCGUCCUGGAAGCAGUAAGAAGAGUUUUUAUAGCCCUAAAAGUAUCCAUAAUUCCAAUCUUUCACGAAUUUCCAAGCACCAUCCAGCACUAAAGUCUCGAAAUAUGAGGAUGGGUGUGAGGCCCCAGACUGCUAGGAAUUACUAUACAGACAAUAUAAAGAAGAUUACGGAAAAUAAAAACCAUAUGAGAGUUAAAUAAUCUAUUCCAAAAGAGGAAGCAUGAGAAGCCAAUCAAAGAGGCUGUAAUAAAAUACAAUGAGAUGGAAAAUCAAGAGAAUUCAGAUGCACAUAAUUUCUUGUCAGGAAGCAGAGCACAUAGCAGGAUGAGACCUGGUACUGCAGUACAUAAAGGACCUAUCAUUCCUGAGCAUGUAGUAUCAGCUUUUGAUCAAUUCAACAGAGAUAUCUUGGAUCAUAAAGUUCCAAACGAGUCUGUAAAGCGAAUAAAUCUAAAAUCUACAUUUAUGAAGACUUCCAGAGUACAUUCUGCUAGAAGGAAUCCAAACGGGACUAUUCCAAAACCAAGAAUCAGGCCAGUUUCCUCAGCAAAAUCUCUCAAGACUGUCACUAAUUCACCUUCCAAAUUCAAAAGAACUCCUAAAAAGUAAGAGGUGGCCUAAAUAAUGG